AUGGAGACAACUAAAUUGAUUGGUAUUGUUCAGUCAGCUCCAUCCAAUCGUACUGGUCCAAUCUAUGUAAUAGUACAUCCUGCGUCAGUAAAACAUGCAAUAAUUGCAUUCGUAUUGAUAACUAUUAGUGUCACACUAACUUUGAUCAUGGUGUGCAACAAAAAAAUGUGGAAAUACAAGAAAACUAUGAUUACUUUAAUCACUCUAGCAAGUCUACUAUGGUGUUUCGCCAUCUGUAUAGCAUUCGCUUAUCCGCUUCCAGAAACCAAGUAUAUCGUGUUCGCUAUCUGUAUUGUAUUGAAUGCCUUAGCAGUUACGCUUGGAAUAAAUAUCCACCGGCUUAAGAGGACAGUAUUAAUAUCACUGUUUGGCAUGUCAUUGAUGGUCGAUUUGGUUGGAACCGUGAUGAUUUAUCUUUCAUUAGGCAUCUAUCCUAUACGCAAUUUUCAGGCCCUAGCUGAGAUUUGCUGGUGUGCAGGUGCAUGUAUCAGGAAUCAUUGUCCUACUCAUCAUAUUAUGCUUCAUAUUCAGGAAGAAAUUCAUAGUAGCAAUGUCCUUGAUGGCAUUCAUUAUCAGAAUUUACGACUUGACGCAUACGCGGAUUCAUACUGUCAAGUUGUGAAUGAUAAAUUUCUUUUGACUGAACUUCAGACAAACAUAGAUCUCCACAAUGCAGAAGAAACAAUUAAAAGCGAUAUCCUGAGACUUGAGCACUUAUAUCAAAGUAAAUGGGCGAAGGAAUUUCUCGAAUUAAUUGGUGCAGAAGAUAAGAAGCUCGUGUAUCAUUAUAACGAUGAAUACAGGAAGGCAUUAGCAGAAGAUGAUGUUUUUAAGUACAAAGUUCUUGCUAAUAAGCGAUUUUACAAUCGGAUGAAAAGGCAUAUUGCGAAGAAAUGGGAAAAUCGAAAAAAUCUCGAUAUUGCAGAAGCUCAAUUUUGGACGGAGUCAUCAGAAAAUUUAAGAAAAUACAAAAUCCCAAUUGCAAUAAAAAAAGAAGAAUUUUAA
Molecule: messenger RNA, 1005 nt
Organism: Trichobilharzia szidati
Lineage: Eukaryota; Metazoa; Platyhelminthes; Trematoda; Strigeidida; Schistosomatidae
Source: the annotation of a GenBank genome assembly